Actinia tenebrosa (Australian red waratah sea anemone) is the source of this 1998-nucleotide messenger RNA. RefSeq lists its product as uncharacterized. The record is from RefSeq and is a predicted model, not a curated record. Lineage: Eukaryota; Metazoa; Cnidaria; Anthozoa; Actiniaria; Actiniidae.
ACCUAGCCACACCAAGGGGAAGUCGGUAAAUCGGAUACAGAAUCGCUCUUAUUAGCAUUCAACUUUAACAGAAAAAACUCACUUCCAUCUCAAAACGAUUACUACUUGAUAUUCCUAGACAUUUGAUAGGCAAUAUACAGAUCGUCGUUCAUAUUGUAUAUAUACUGAUUACUUUAUAUCACGCAAAUACGACGARCAGCAAUGGUUUUGCUUCCAUCCCACGAGACUCUACCACAUCCUGGUACGACUCGACAUGUGGUGUCAAGUGUUAAUCGUUUUGGCAGUUGCCAUGCCAUCAGCUCAAGCAAACAACUCCUUCUUCAAAAAUUUCGGAGUUUUUGAUAUAGAGCCCGGCCACGCUUUGGACGGUCACGUGAUCAAGUCUCUACCACUGUUUAAAGCAGAUUGCAUGGAGACAUGCAAAGAAACAUUGAGUUGUUUUUCCAUCAACACGUACAAAGAUCAACACGGUAAUAACCUGUGUGACUUAAAUCGUUCAACCAAAAAGCAAAGUCCAAAAUCGUAUUCCAAAAGAGUAGGAUAUGACUACUCCGAGCCAUUGAAGGGUGAAUUUUGUUUGAAGGAUGACUGUCCUACAAAAGAAGCGUUACCAGACAACUGGUACAAGUUCAACUCGUCCUCGUACAAGUACUUUAUCAAUACAACAAACUGGGAUGGUGCACGAAAACAUUGCCAGGAACUCGGCGGUGAUUUAGCUUCAUUUUCCAGCGAGACUGAGAACGAGUUUGUCUUUAAAACCAUGUUGCAUGAUCUCAACAUAACAAAUGAGAGCAAUACCAGCGGAUUGUAUCCUCAUUUGAAAUUUAAUGGAACAGAUGCUGGUUUAAGUCUUAUAGGAGCAGCCCAAUUUGAAACUAAAGACAGUAAGCCUGCAGUAUCCUUCAAUGGAACAAGCUAUGCCGAAAUACCUCGUUUUGACUUACAUAGCACCGACUUCACGAUUGCUGUCCAUGUUUUUCCGAGAACAGCGUCUUCAGCCGAACAAAUACUGUUGGAAGGCUUCACAGGAUCGUCUUCUAUCUUUGAAAUUGGCAUUGAUAGUAUGAAUUCAUCUGGCAUCAGCAUUGCAACUACAAACAGUGUUAUAAAAGUAUAUUACAAAGGAAUACCAAAUCAAAAAUGGACCCACAUUGCAUUCACAUGGAAUUAUAAAACUGGAGUAGUUGUACCCCAUAUCAACGGUCAACGUUCCUCAUCUACUGCUUCAACAUCACCAUCUCCAAAAUCAUUUCGAGCAAUGGAUCCUUUCUACCAAAUAGGUAAGGGAUUAGAUGGUUGGAUGAGCAACAUGGUUGUAGUCCCUCGGAUUUUGACAUCACAAGAAAUAAAAGACCUCUUCAAUGGAGCCAUAUCUAACAUUACAGACACCCAACCAUCCAUUCUUCAAGGAGCCUGGGUUGGAUUAAAUGAUAAGGCAACCGAAGGAAUCAUUCARUGGUCCGAUGGAUUACCGCUGACCUACAAGCCAAAUGAAGAGCUUGGCAACUCUGAGAAGAAAGACUGUGGAUUGUUUAUUAAGAUAAAUGGAGAUGAGAGUGCCUGGAAAACCGAGAUAUGCCAAGCAAAUGCUACUUACGUUUGCAAAAAGAACCACUAGAAACGCAUUUAUGUUACCAACAUGCUAACAGAUCACUUUACUAAUAUAAGACAAAAAUCUUUACCUAUYCCUUUUAAUAUCUCAUUCUCACCAUGCUCUCAUACAUUUCUAUUAGAACGAAACAAGGUAAAAAAAAAAAAAUGGAAUUUUGCAAAAUUCUUGGUACAAUCAAAUUAAUGCAUGCUGUUUGAAAAUGAUUUUACAUUUAAACUGGACUAAAUAAUAAUAUCAUAUCACCCUUGACAACAAUGAAAUGUUUUAUCAGAAUAAUUCAAACGAUGGAAAAAAUGUAUCCUGCACUGUUUUACUCAAGAACAUUAGGUUGUAUUUCUUAAUAUUCUUAAUUAUAAUCAUUUUGCACAAUGAAAAGUUUAAUAAAG